Messenger RNA from Sorghum bicolor (sorghum), 3233 nucleotides. Its product is annotated as mitogen-activated protein kinase kinase kinase 7. Gene Ontology annotation, biological process: protein phosphorylation. The record is from RefSeq and is a predicted model, not a curated record. The coding region runs from base 928 to 3111 and encodes 727 amino acids. The transcript is spliced from 2 exons. Lineage: Eukaryota; Viridiplantae; Streptophyta; Magnoliopsida; Poales; Poaceae. Gene Ontology annotation, molecular function: protein kinase activity; ATP binding.
GACCGAAGCCUUGAAAACCGCAACUGUCGCGCAAACUCUGUCUCCUUCCACCUCUGCCACGCGCCAACAAACAAAAAAGCCAGCAAAGCCCAAUCGGUCGAAGGUCCUGCGAUGCUCCACCUCUCUACCUCCUUCCAAUGACCACCAUAUGGAUUGUGCAUAUAUGGAUUGUGCAUCUCCUGCUUAGGAAAAGCUGAAUUUUGCUCUUGCGACCACCAGGUGGGCUCCUGGACUUCGACGACAUGAAUGACUUGGACAUUAGAUGGCUCGGGAUCGGACCGCAUCCAAAUUAAUCAGAGAAGGAUGGCACUAUUAAUUCUCCAUCACUUGUACUAUCGAGGAAAUCUUUGCGUUGGAUCCAAGAAGUGGUUCAAGAACAGCACCGCCCUCCUCCACGUCCAGACAUGGGACAACAUCAGCAGAGCAAGCCCAGAAAUACUAUGGGUAGUAGUAGAGCAUGUCCCACCUAAGCUUGUAUUGCCCCCUCAGGUAACCUAAUUAAUGAUGCUAGAUUAGUAGUAUUUGUUCUUCCAUCUAUUUGUGAGUAUUUUAGUAUUCGUGUAGAAGUUGCAGUGCUAGAUUAGUCGUGUGACUGCCACUUCUUAUCUUCCUUGUUCUUUGAUCUAUUGUGAAUAAUUCGGUAUAUGCCAGUAUACUCUUAGAGAUGGAUUUUUUUUCUUCUCCAAAUACCUUAGAUAACAACAAAUUUUUAUUUUUAUUAGAAAAAACAAAAAAUAGGAUAUUUGGAGAUGCUCUUAGUCAUAGAUGUAACGGAAAAAAAAAAGAAAUACAAAGGCAGCAGAGGAACCAUGUCCACUUUUAGCAAAUCGUUCAUUCUUCUCCUUCUCUGCAUCACUCAUUCACAGAAACUGCGGGAGGCCCCUAAACAAAACAAUGAGCAAGAAUUGAGGAUCGGAUCGCCGAUCCAUGGACCAGCUCCGCCAGGUGGGCGAGGCCCUCGGCGGCGUGCAAGCGCUCAUGGCCUUCGCCGACGAUCUCCGCAUCAACCCGCGGCAAUGCAGCCUCCUCGCCGACGCCUGCGCGCUGGCUUUCGCCGCCGUAGCCGCCGAGGUGCGCGCCCACCUCCGCUUCAGCGAGCGCCUGGCCAAGUGGAAGCCCCUGGAGGCGCCGCUCCGGGAGCUCCACCGCGCCGUCCGCGACGCCGAGGGCUACGUCCGCCACUGCCUGGAGCCGCGGGACAGCUGGUGGGCGCGCGCCGCCGCGGCCACGCACGGCGCCGACUGCGUGGAGCAGCACAUGCACAGCCUGCUGUGGAGCGUCGCCCUGGUGCUGGAGGCCGUCGAGCUCGUCUCGGAGGUGACGGGGUCCGACCCGGACGAGCUCGCCCGGCGGCGGCUGCUGUUCGCCAAGGACUACGACAGGGACAUGCUGGAGCCGAGGCUGUUCCGGCAGAGGCUCGGCGCGCGGUACCUGGCCACGCGUGAGCUCGCCGCCAGGAUGGACGCGGCGUGGAAGGAGGACCGGUGGCUCCUGUUGCAGUACCUCGAGGAACGGAGGAGCCCGGGCUCGCCGAAGCCGCUGACGCGGAACGAGCACCGGCUGGCCGACCUCCUGACGGCGCCGCGCGGGAAGGUGCACCCGGCGUCCGUGCUCCUGCAGGGCGACUUCCACGUGAGGAGGCGCCUGGUGGGCAACCUCAAGGAGGUGCAGUGGAUGGGGGAGUCCUUCGCCGUGAAGCACUUCGUCGGCGCCGACGCCGACGCCGUGGGCGCCGAGGCCGCGCUGCUCACCUCCGUGGCGCACCCGAACGUAGCGCACUGCCGGUACUGCUUCCACGACGAGGACAAGCGGGAGUUCUUCCUCGUCAUGGACCAGCUCAUGACCAAGGACCUGGCCAGCCACGUGAAGGAGGUGAACAACGCCAAGCGCCGGGUGCCGUUCCCGCUCGCCGUCGUCGUCGACGUCAUGCUGCAGAUCGCGCGGGGAAUGGAGUACCUGCACUCGAGGAAGAUCUACCACGGCGACCUGAACCCGUCCAACGUGCUCGUCAGGACGCGGCACGCGGACGCGCACCUCCACGUCAAGGUCGCCGGGUUCGGGCAGUCCGCGGCGACCGUGGCCGCCGCCAACCCCAGGCCCAGCCCUAGGGCGUCGGCGAAAGCAGCAAACGCCACCGUCGCCGCCUCCAACCCUUGCAUCUGGUACGCCCCGGAGGUGUUCGAGCAGGAGGCGGCCAAGUGCACGGAGAAGGCGGACGUGUACAGCUUCGGGAUGGUCUGCUUCGAGCUGCUGACGGGGAAGAUCCCGUUCGAGGACAACCACCUGCAGGGGGAGCACAUGAGCAAGAACAUCCGCACCGGCGAGCGGCCGCUGUUCCCGUUCCAGGCGCCCAAGUACCUGACCAGCCUCACCAAGCGGUGCUGGCACGGGGACCCGGCGCAGCGGCCGGCGUUCGCGUCCAUCUGCCGCGUCCUCCGCUACGUGAAGCGGUUCGUGGUCAUGAACCCGGCCCCCGCGGAGCAGCCGGACGCGACGCCGCCGCCGCCGCCCGUGCCGCCCGUGGACUACCUCGACGUCGAGGCGAGCCUGCAGAGGAGGUUCCCGGCGUGGCAGUCCGGAAACGCGGCGCCGCGCGUCUCCGACGUGCCGUUCCAGAUGUUCGCGUACAGGGUGAUGGAGAAGGAGAGGAACAGGGCGGCCAUCCUGCACAUCGGCGGCGGCGGCAGGGACAAGGCCUCCGACUCCAGCAGCGAAGGCAACUCGCUGUGCGGGGACGAGAGCGGCAGCGCGACGCUGUCGGACGCCGAUGCUCUGUCCGUGUCGAGCCGCGGCACCACCAUCACCACCACCACUACGCGGUCGCUGCCGGACCGCGCUGGCAGCAGGAAGGCGUCGCCGAGCGACCGCGCCAGCAGCAGGAAGGCGUCGCCGAGGAAGGUGGAUAGCAGCAGGGUCGCAACCCGGCUAGCAGGGCGACCGGAAAAAUCCAAGUCGAUGGAGAAGUCCAAGUCGAUGGGCGUGGUGAGGCCGCCGCAGAUCAUCAGGCGGACGCAGAGGAUCAAGUCGGACGGCCACCUGAAUUCGGACGUGAUACCGUCUCCCCGGCGGCGCGGUUCCGGCGGGGGGCACGCUUCAGACUCUGAAAUCUGAACUAGCCUGAGAAUGCAGGAAUCUUCGUUGUCGUGGAGUAUUCUGAUAAACAUUUUUGUCGACUAGACCAUUGAUUAUAUGAGAAUUACUUCUCAGAUGUGAACAAAUAUUUCAAAAACAAA